GGCCGAUUGCUGUGUUAGCGGUGACGCGAUCCACGACUGAAUGCAAACGAAUUCAGUGUUACCGCGACGAACGAAACGGGCCGAGCCGGAUAUAUCGUAAAUCGUAGACGAAAUAGGCCACCAUCCGUCUGCGUUAUCAUGCCGCAGGAGAACGAGAAGUCGAGCGACAGUGUUGCCCAGACGACCCUGAAGGAUCACCAAGGUGAUAUCGAGGCAGGAUCGGAAGAUCGGCGGAACCUCGACAAGCAGCAGGCUGAUGUUGCCGAUGCUAAGGAAGAGGAGGAGAAUCUAAAGUUUCGCGAGGGUUCCAACAACAUGCCGGAGCUCAAGGACGAUGACGGAGUGCAGGACGAGCAGGUCAGCUUGGAUCUGAGUGAACCCCCGCCGGAAAUUAUGGAAUACGCCAGAAGAGAGCUCGGGGAGACCGAAGAAGUCAAGUGCCAGACGCUUCAGGAGUUUCGCGACAUGAUUUAUGAGAGGGGCGAAUGUCUGCCACAUAGGAUGGACGACGAUUUUCUCAUCAGAUUCCUUCGCGCCAGGAAUUUCAAUCUGAAGAGAGCGCACAGACUGAUAAUGAAUUACUACAACUUCAAAGAGGAACACCCGGAGAUACAUCAGCAAAUGAACAUGAAGGAGAUGAAGUACAUAGGCGACGACGACGUCAUCACGGUGCCGCCCUACAGGACCCAGUGCAGCAGACGCAUGAUUAUCUAUCGCAUGGGCAACUGGAACCCGGGCAAAUACCCCAUCGAGGACGUUUUCAAGGCUACAGUCAUCGUGCUCGAACUGGGCGUCCUCGAGCCCAUCGCGCAAAUUAUGGGUGGUAUUGUAAUUUUCGAUCUGAAGGACAUCACUAUGGCGCACGCAUGGACCGUCACGCCUCAGGUGGCGAGCAUGAUGCUGUCUCUGAUGGUGACCUCGUUCCCCAUGAAGGCGCACGCGAUACAUAUUCUGCACCAGUCGUGGAUCUUCGACGCGAUCUUCGCGGUCUUCAAGCCGCUGCUCGACACCAACAUGCGUAACAGGAUAUACUUCCACGGGAACAAUUACGAGAGCCUGCACCAGCACAUCUCGCCCGAGUACCUGCCCAAGAAGUACGGCGGCACGAGGGACGAGAUUCCCUAUUACAAAUGGAUCGAAUCCUUGGUUAAAGAUCCGAAAAUCGUCGAAGAGAUGAACAAGGUGGGCUACGUCAACGCGAACGAGGUCCUCGAGUGCUUCAAUAUCAAGUGACCGAGACUCCAGGGUCGUUCUCGUAAGAUUUCACAAGAAAUUACCGCGAAAAAACGCGCAGUCAUUAUGCAGAAACGCGAGAUACUGAUCAUCCGACGUGACGACGAAGGACGCGUAUAAUCGUCUCUCGCAAUUCCGUAUAAUCUUCCGCACGCCAUCACGGCAACUAUUGUAACCCGUAUAUUUAUAUUACCAUUGUCGUUUGCGUUUAUAUUAUAUUAUGUUCAUGUAUUAGCGAGUAACGGACGUUUAUAAAAUAACGCUGUCACGAACGCCUACGAAAGUGCUAUCAAUAAAUGAAGAAACGAUACA
Dinoponera quadriceps is the source of this 1545-nucleotide messenger RNA. Its product is annotated as alpha-tocopherol transfer protein-like. The coding region runs from base 139 to 1233 and encodes 364 amino acids. Lineage: Eukaryota; Metazoa; Arthropoda; Insecta; Hymenoptera; Formicidae. The record is from RefSeq and is a predicted model, not a curated record. Gene Ontology annotation, cellular component: membrane. The transcript has 4 exons. Gene Ontology annotation, molecular function: phosphatidylinositol bisphosphate binding.